AUGGCCUCAGCUGUGGACUUCGGCUGCUCCAUGUUGCUGAGCAGCUGGAACAGCAGCGCGAGCAGCUCAGGAGCCUCCGCGCCCUGCAACCAGAGUGUCCGAGCCCUGGCUCCCUACUCCCCUGAAGCCACGGCAGCCUUUGCCACCGCCAUAACCCUGAUGGUUAUCUUCACCAUCUUUGGAAACAUCAUGGUCAUCAUUGCUGUCCUGACCAGCCGGUCCCUCCGUGGUCCACAAAAUCUGUUCCUGGUGUCCCUGGCUGCUGCAGACAUUUUAGUGGCCACCCUCAUCAUCCCCUUCUCUCUAGCGAAUGAGCUGCUUGGCUACUGGUACUUCAAGUCUCUGUGGUGUGAGAUCUACCUGGCGCUGGACGUGCUCUUCUGCACCUCCUCCAUUGUGCACCUGUGCGCCAUCUCAUUGGACCGCUACCUGUCCGUCUCCAGGGUCACUUAUGGACGCCAGCGAACUCCCAGGCUCAUCAAAGGUGCCAUUGUGGUGGUGUGGCUCAUUUCUGCCAUCAUCUCCUUCCCUCCACUGCUCUCACUCAACAAGAGUGAGGGGGGCAACCGGGGGAGUGAGAGAGGACCUCAGUGCCAGCUGAAUGAUGAGCGCUGGUACAUCUUAUACUCCACCAUCGGCUCCUUCUUUGCGCCAUGCCUCAUCAUGAUUCUGGUUUAUAUAAGAAUUUAUCAAAUAGCCAAGCAGAGAACCCGCUGUCCACCAGGAGAGCCCAGGAAGGACGGGGUGGGUUGUGCAACCCCAAUUCAACCUUCACGGCACAUACAAGCCAAUGGGAAGGACAAAGAAGACAGUAUUCCUCCUUCAUGUGAAAAAACCUCAAACCCCAGACCCCCCACUCUUGCCAUAACCCCAUCUCCAUCUCCAGGAGACUCUCAAACUUCUCCAAAUCCCACAGCCAAUAAUCUCCUCCAGCCUCCAUCCCCAUCUCCAGCUAUGUCUCCUGUCACCUCUCUAGACACCUCUCCACGUGGUCCUUCAUCCCCCUCCUCUGCACCUCAGUCUGAACCAAAGACUAAAAAGGGGGGCAAGAAGGGCAAGCGUAUGAGGGGGAGAAAGGCUGAUAAUAAUAAUGGUGACAGCUCAAGCACAGACAGUGAUAUGGAGCACAGCCAAGGAGGGGGCCGCGGCAGUGCCAGCAUGCCAGGCUCACCAGCUGGUGGAGGGGUCAACUCUCCAGCCUCAGUCAAGCGCUACCGUGACAUGAUUGCUACUUCAAAGGGGGCUCGGCUGAUGCCUGGGAGAAAGUCAAAAACAGACAGCAACCCUGGAGCUUCCAGGCGCAAAGCAAUGGUCAACAGAGAGAAACGCUUCACUUUUGUCCUGGCAGUGGUCAUCGGUGUGUUUGUAGUUUGCUGGUUCCCCUUCUUCUUCUCCUACUCUCUACAAGCAGUGUGCCCAGAGACCUGCGUCAUCCCAGAACCCCUUUUUACAUUUUUCUUCUGGAUUGGCUACUGCAAUUCCUGCCUCAACCCAGUCAUAUAUACCAUCUUCAACAAAGACUUCAGAAAGGCUUUCAAAAAGAUCCUGUGUGGAGGCACCAAGGGGACCUUCUUUUAGCAUAUGAAUACGCUUCAUGAGACACAAACAGAAAAAAAAAGCCUUUUCUGAGACAUAAAAGAAUAAUCAUUUCCAUUUUUCAA
This is a messenger RNA of Nematolebias whitei (Rio pearlfish), 1661 nucleotides long. RefSeq names its product adrenoceptor alpha 2B (gene adra2b). The transcript has a single exon. NCBI's taxonomy places the organism in Eukaryota, Metazoa, Chordata, Actinopteri, Cyprinodontiformes, Rivulidae. The coding region runs from base 1 to 1578 and encodes 525 amino acids. Gene Ontology annotation, cellular component: membrane. Gene Ontology annotation, biological process: adenylate cyclase-activating adrenergic receptor signaling pathway. The record is from RefSeq and is a predicted model, not a curated record. Gene Ontology annotation, molecular function: G protein-coupled receptor activity.